This is a messenger RNA of Linum tenue, 426 nucleotides long. Lineage: Eukaryota; Viridiplantae; Streptophyta; Magnoliopsida; Malpighiales; Linaceae. The record is from the annotation of a GenBank genome assembly.
CAGGGUGCAGUCGACACACAGAAGAUAGAAACUCGAAUUAAAGUGGUGAAUCCUGAUGAUCCAGAGCCGUCAAUCAACCUCUAUGUUGAGAACCAGGCUGACCAUGCAAUGCGGCUUGUAACUGAGAUGAUGGUACUAUGUGGUGAAGUUAUUGCUACUUUUGGAUCUCCGAACAACAUUCCUUUGCCUUACAGAGGACAGCCUCAAUCGAAUAUUGACGUAUCUGCAUUUGCCCAUCUUCCUGAGGGGCCUGUUAGGACUGCUGCUAUCACUAAAAUUCUGCGUGCGGCUGAGAUUGACUUCAGGAAGCCUAUACGCCAUGGGAUUUUGGGGCUUCCCGGAUAUGUUCAGUUUACUUCUCCCAUUCGCCGAUAUCUUGAUCUGCUUGCUCAUUAUCAGGUGAGUGUCUUCCUGCAUUUUACUUAA